CCAGUGAAAAUGCACUUUGAAGGAUGCAUGAAAGGAGUAGCUUGUGAUAAAUUCGGUUAAUUGCCUGCCCCAAGUGUAUGCGCAGAGGUAGUGGUACAGCAUAGCACAGUUGGCAUGGCACAGCUAGUAUGGCAUAUCAUAGCUAGCAUGGCAUAGCACAGCACAUGCGCGCAAUCCCCCCGUGAUAUAUGCGACGCGUGAGGGACCCUUUCUGCACAUCGUUUCCGGUCAAGUACAGUUAAAAAAAACACUAAAGGGAGAAGGCGGCGAGUGCAGAAAAAUUACCUUUCGGAAGUGUAACGCAUCCCCAAUUUUUUUGCAGUACUGUCGCAGGAGAAGUAUAAACAUAAUACGCGCCACAUGUACCAUCUGCGCCAUAGGUGCUGUUCAUACGUACAUAUAUAUAUAAUAUACCCCUUCACAUGUACCUGCUUGCAUAAACUUAUGCGUACGCGCGUAUCUGUUUGCCGAGGGCGUAGUACACCAUCCUGUGCCAUCAACCUUUUGGCGAUCACAUCAUUGGAGCAGCAACAAUGGAUAUGGAAAUAAAAGAUUUCGAUAAGUUUUCUGGAUUUCGAAUUAACUGCACGAAGGAUUUGAUCGUUAAGGGCAGCAUAAGUGCCGUGGUGGGGAUGAUUCUGGGGAUUAUGUGCUCGCUCAUAGUAAACUGCACGUUAGUUGAGGUUUCCCUGUCGAAGUUUUUUUCCAUGUACUUCGGCAUACUAUUCAUCGUAGUUGGGCUAAUAAUUUUCUGGAGGUUGAACGCCAAUGUGACGGACGAAACAGAAAAUAGAAGAAACCAACUGAUGAUCUUGGCGGGACUGAUUGUUUUUUCAGGAAUUCUGUGCCUCUUCUUCGACCGUUCAUGGCUGUUUUCCCUGUCGCCACUAUCCAAAGUGCCCAUUUACUGCAUCCUCGGAAUUAGCAUUUCCUUCGCAUUGACAUUCAGCUUAAUAGAUUUGAUAAACUACCUGAUCGGCUUUAUCCAGGGGUCCAUAACGAGGCCGCUGAUUGAGUCAGUAGCGCAGGUGUACCUGAUUCUCCUGUUCACAAUAACAAUGGGGGGGAUAUUCGGGUUCAUUUUUGGCUUGCUGGACGUAGAAGACGAAUCCUCCCACCACAUUCGCUUGGCCCUGAUGAAGGCGGAAAAUUGUUGCUUCCCCCUGGGAGCCGUGCUAGGAGGAAUAGCUGGGUUUGGUAAUGAAGUUUUCAGGCAACAAAGCGAAGCCUACAAAAUUGAAAACGUUACCGAAUUUGAUGAUGAAGUUUGA
This is a messenger RNA of Plasmodium vivax (malaria parasite P. vivax), 1271 nucleotides long. RefSeq lists its product as hypothetical. The record is from RefSeq and is a predicted model, not a curated record. Lineage: Eukaryota; Apicomplexa; Aconoidasida; Haemosporida; Plasmodiidae. The transcript has 5 exons. The coding region runs from base 534 to 1271 and encodes 245 amino acids.